Messenger RNA from Prorocentrum cordatum, 903 nucleotides. NCBI's taxonomy places the organism in Eukaryota, Dinophyceae, Prorocentrales, Prorocentraceae. The record is from the annotation of a GenBank genome assembly.
AUGGGCGCCCCGCGGCUGCCUCUCCUCGCCUGCUGCGGGCUGGCGGCCCGGGCGCUCCACAUCGGGCCAGGGAGCGUGGAGGUGGACUGGCCCGACUGGUACGCGGAGCAGCGCCUCGACGAGCUGGCGGAGACGCAGUCCGCCGCGCUGCUCCUGGCCGCCCCCCGCGCCGGCACGGCGGGGCCCCAGCAGCGGCGCGCGCGCGCCCUUCCCCGGACCUUCUGGGGGUGCGACGGCCUGCCGUUUCGCAUGGCCAUGCCGGCGCACACGGCCACCCACGCCGUGUCGCAGGCGUUGUCUUCCGUCUCCCCGGCGCUGCGCUCCGCGGGCAUCCCUUGCGCAAGCAACGCUGGGCAGGCCAACGACAACCAUGGGCUUGCGCAGAGGGUCAUGGAUCGUGCUGGCUGGAGCGCGUUCAACUCCUCGGUCUCCUUCGUGAUUGGCAAGGACCCGUGGAGUCGGGUCGUGUCCGCUGCCGCGUGGAUGCGCGGCUUCAACACUUCCAAGGAGCCCGAUGAGCAGAUCCGAGAGUUUCGCGAGUACCUGGAGCGGAUGCUGCCCGAGCACACGCACCCUGCUGGCAUCCACCCCUUCGCCUACCUGCACUCUAUCUCAGAGUUUGCUUACGCGGUGCCUCCAGGCAGGUCGGAAGAGGAGCAGGUUCUCACCUACGUGGGCAGGGUCAAGGACCUGUCCAAGAGCUUCAGGCAUGUCUGCGGGCUCCUCGGCGUCCAGGAGAGGCACUGCGUGGACCCAAGCGAUACCAGGGUCAGGCAGCACCGCGUAGCUGGGACGAACCGCGUGCGCACCGUCGACUUGUUCAACGACGAGCUCCGUGGGCGCGUCGCGCGGACCUGGGCAAAGGACAUCGAGAGGUUCGGCUUCGAGUUCGGGGAGCUGUGA